CGUUGGCGCACCCGACACGGUCACACCGAUGAAAAGCCAACUCAGCUGAAAGUGAACCCAUUUUUAUACACAAAAAACUAGUAGCUGCAGCGAAAUAAGUUAAAUUCACCUGUCCACUGAGCCCCAAGACGAUGCAAAAUGCGGCUGGCCAACGAGAAAGCGAAAAUGCAGCCCCAGCUGAGUGAGUUGGCCCUGUUCGUGGGCCUGGCGAUCUGCUGUCUUCCAACUUUGACGUGGGCCGCGGCGACUCUCUCCGACAAGCGACUGUGCGCCGACCCGAAAUGUGAACAAAUCAUCUCGACGGGCAUUGCCAAAGUGAGCUAUGCCGGCGGCGGCGAGGGGCUGAUAUCCUUCAAAAUCAACUCCCCCAUCCGCGUCCUGUCCAAGAGCGCCGGCUCCAACAAGCAGCUGUGGGGCGUCGAUAUCAACGGACGGCGCGGCUAUGCCAACAAGGACUUUAUCAGGGAGAAGAAGGUCCUGAUCCUGGACAAGGACCUGUUGUACGAGCUGCCAGUGCUGGGACUUGGCAGUCCACCCGUCCAGACCGUGGAGAACCCACCGCAGCCCGUUCUCAACGCCUCGGAGUCGGCCGAUGACCUGGCCACGACCACAACGUCACCACUCAAGGUUGCCGUGGAUUCAAUAGUGGUGGAGCAGGACAAACUGACGGAUCAGCAGGUUCCUCAUCCUACGGCGGCUUCCCAAGUCCAGGUGCAGCUGGUGGAGGGCACUGAGCUGCCCCUGGAGGCCAUUCCGGCAGUGACCGAAGGCACCAUUGUGCCAGAGAAGACAGAAGAUCCCCAAGAAGCGCAGAAAUCCGAAUCCGCCUCGGCAGUUGUUGACACGAAAGAGCCACAGGCGUCAACUUCUGAGACCAGUAAGCCACAGGAAGUAUCUACGGAUGAGCUACCUGCCACCGGCGCUCAGAAGCCAACUCCACUGCCGCAGGCCAUCAACGCUGAACUUGAAGACGCUGAGGAUUUCGACUACGGGGAUGACGAGGCAGACGAAGACGACGACAACGACGACGAUGACGAAUUUAAACAAGGUAGCGAAGAUAACGAAUCGAUCAUAGAAAAAACAAACGAUAAGAAAUCAAUUAACGAAUCGAUUGAACUGAACCCGCUUUCGGUUGAGCAAAAGAACGCAACAGACAUAUUGGAGGACGAAAAGGAAGAGCUUAAGGCAAAGCCGGUUGAAGGUGAGGUGCCAAAGCAGGAAGAAGUACUUCCCGCAGAGGCGGCCACAGAAAAUCCGACGGAAGUGAAGGAGGCAGUCGAAGAAGUCACUGAGGCACCGCAACUGAUUGUCAAAGACGAAGUUAAAGAGGAAAUAGCUACGCUUUCUGAUGAAAUCCAGGCUGAGCCUGAAAAAGAUAACACUGCUGACCCUGUUGUGGCUCAAUCCGAGGAGGAAACAAAGGCGCCAUCUGAGUCAGUGGCCAGCUCAACUGUUCCAGAGGUUCCAGAGGCAGCUGAACCUAUUGGCCUGCCGCCCCUUUUCGAAAAGAAGAACUUUGAGAAUCCCAAUGAUUACUAUAAGCAAUUGCAGGAGCAGCAGCAAAAGCAAAAACUAAUCGAAGAAGCGGAUCAGCAAAUUAGGUUACAAGAGGCAGCGGAGCAGCAAAAGAGAUUAGAAGAGGAAGCGGAGCAGCAAAAGCGUUUGCAGGAGGAAGCAGAGCAGGAGAAGAGGUUGCAAGAGGAAGCAGAGCAGCAGAAGAGAUUGCAAGAGUUGGCCGAACAGCAGCAGCGGGCAAGUGAGGAAGCGGAGCAGCAACUGCGGGCCCAGGAAGCCGAUCUGCAGCAGCCUAAUGAUUCUAAGGAUACACAGUCCAACAAAGUUUUUGAUAACACGAAUGACUACUACAAGGAGCAGCAUCACCAGCACCAUCAUCACCCCACAGAAAGUGCCUAUAAUUACCCAUCGAGUGCCGAGCAAACUACUCCAACCCCUGACACUGAGUCUUCGUAUGGCGCAGUCCAAGAGGAGACCACACAAGCAUCACCAGCUGACUCUGAGCGCGCGGGAGUUGGUUCCGUGGAGCCAGUAGCUCUGCCCGCGACCUCUAGUCCCGUGUCAGAGGUGCCCGUGAAGGAGGAUAGCGUAGGCGGUGGCCUAUUUGCCACGAUUGUCGACACCGUGAACAAUUUUAUCGGAAAGGAGCCACAGACUGGUCCAUCGGACAGCAGCGAUGAGCUGCAAAGAAUUCUCUAUCCUGGAAAGGUUGAGGUGGCAGCAUCUCAAAGGAAAGUAGAAGACUCUGCUCCUGCCGAUGUGGAUGGUUACUGCGCUCGGUUCCAAACGCGGGAUGAGCACUGCCAUAGCUCCAUAUCCCUUGAUAACUUCGCGGAGGUAAUGGCCGGCAAACUGGUGGAUCACAGCCAACUUCUGCUGUGUGUGGUUAUUGCGGCUGCCUCGUCCUUGUUCUUUGUGCUCGCCUACUACUGCUUCUGCAACAGCAGCCAGGAGGGAGCCCUCCUUUCGAAACUGAACCACUUGGAGCGCAGUCUGCUGGCAUCCCACAAGGAGAACCUGAUCAUCAAGCACGACCUGAUGACCACACGAACCAAGUUGGCCAGCAUUGAGGACAAUUCGUUUGGCUCCAACGACAUGGUGGCUGACCUCAAGAAGCAGCUAGAAUCGGAGCUUUACGAGAAGGCCAAGCUGCAGGAGCAGGUUGGCUCGCUAGAAAGGGAUCUGGAUAACGCGGCUGAAGCUGGCCUGGAGCUGAAUAAAAUGCUGUCGGAGGUGCUGAGCAGCCAGAAUGGGGAUGAGGCCUUCAUGAGCACUGUUGAUGAGCUGCAGCGACAGCUCAACGAUCAAGAAAAGAUAAUUAUCGAGAUCAAUUCGAGUCUGGCAGAGAAGAGUCGCGAGAACAGCGAACUGCAAUACUCCUUCACGGAGGCCACAGCUCGCCUCACCAGCGAACUGAAGGCCCUGCAAGAGGACAACUACGAGCUGGAUAUGGAAAAGUCUAAGCUGCAAUCACGUCUUGAGGAAAUAAAGGCCGAGACGGAAUUAGAGUUGGCCAAGGCGCUCGAGGCUCGCAAUUACGAAAUGCAGAAACUGCAGAACCAAAUUCUCGAUCUGACUGCCAAAUGGGAGCGGGAACACGGCGAUUUGCAGACCAGUCUGGCCAAGAUCGAAGCGCUCGAGGAUUGCCUAAAGGCAGUGAAGAAGGAUGCGAACCUCAAUGUCCAGGAGCUGAUCACCUCAGCCAAGACGCGCGGGGAACUGAACGCAGCCCAUAAAAAGUUCGUCGAGCUGCAGGCGAAGGUGGAGCAGGAGGUGGCCCACAAGCAGCGGCUGGAGAGCCAGCUGCAGCAGUCGAGUACAGAUGUGGAGCAGCUGAAGCAGGACUUCAACCAAUCAGAGCGCGACAAGCUGGAAGCACAGACGCGACUCGAAGUCCUAUCGGGCUACUUCCGUGAGAAGGAGAACGAACUUAAGAAAGAACUGAGUCUGCAGGAGACCAAGUGGCUGCAGCAUCAGGGAGAAAAUGCCAGCACAGUAGAAACGCAGACGCUGAUGAAGAACGAAAUCCAAACCCUCAAAUCUCAGAAUGACGAACUGCGCGCCGAGAUCGAGGCCCAGAUAGCCUCUCACAAGGCCCAGAUGGGCACGCUGGAGAACCGCGCUCACGAGUCUUGGCUUGCGGCGCGCCAGUCAGAGCGCCGAUGCGAAGAGGCGCUGGCCGAGGCCGCCGGCCUGAGGCGCAAGCUGACCACCAUGGCCAGCGGAGGAGGAGAUCCAGGCGUCAUGGAGGCCAUCGCUGCCAACGGAGCGGCGCCUGUGCUGGGGGCGGAAUUGAAGACGGCACCGUCGCCGCUUCCCCUGCCGGGUUCCCCACUGCUGAACAUGCCAAAUCCACUGCCAUUCCUGGCGGCGCCCUUCUCUCCCUUCAUGGGUCUGCCGCCGCCAUUCCUGCCGCCAGCUGGAGUGGGCGGGGCACGUCCCCCGCCGCUGGGUCGCAUGCGCUCCCCACCGCCAUCGAGCCGCGGCGAUCGGGAUCGGUACUCGGACUACAGCGACUAUGAUGACUACGACGACGAUGAGGAGGACGAGCGGGGCAUGGACCGCCGCCGAAGGCACAGCGGAAGCUGGGGCCGCCGCCACCGCGACUCCUACAACCACUCGCCGCGCACAUAUCGCUCGCUGUCGCCGUCGGACAGUCGCUACAACUACAACGAUACGGAGACGGACUUCAGUCCACCGCCGAGUCCGCCGCCAGUUUCGUCGGGACGCAGCGCGACAUCGCGACCCUACAGCGAAGUAUGAGGGAAGGGGAGUUCCCGUGUAACCAAGUCCUACCAAGUAUAUUAGACUCAAAACUAGUUCAAAUAUAUUUAUUAAUCAUGAUUAUCGAAAGGUCGGGUCGGGGCGGGUCGGCUCGGCCUCUCAAAUCGAUUCCACUAACAGGGAUCUCAGGAGAAUCCAUCAACAUCAAGCACUAAGAAAACUCCUGACUGAAUGGUGAAUGAUACCCAAGAAAAUUAAAAACAAUUAAACACAAUGACAAAAACCCAAUAA
This is a messenger RNA of Drosophila takahashii, 4530 nucleotides long. It is a transcript of the gene Tango1, whose product is annotated as transport and golgi organization 1. The record is from RefSeq and is a predicted model, not a curated record. Lineage: Eukaryota; Metazoa; Arthropoda; Insecta; Diptera; Drosophilidae. Gene Ontology annotation, molecular function: protein binding. Gene Ontology annotation, biological process: vesicle cargo loading; endoplasmic reticulum to Golgi vesicle-mediated transport; protein secretion. Gene Ontology annotation, cellular component: endoplasmic reticulum exit site; endoplasmic reticulum membrane.